AUGAGCAACUUCUCAUACGAAAACGUGGUGCCCAACUUCAGAAUGGAUGGCAAGUUGGCCAUCAUCACCGGCGGCUCCGGAGGCAUGGCCUCGGUUAUCUCCAGAGCGUUCGUUGCCCAAGGAGCAGACGUGGCCCUUGUGGACAUCAACUUGGAGAGAACAAAACAGGCCGCCAAGGAGGUGUUGGCUUGGGCCCAGGAGACCCUCAAGGGCGAACACGAGUCCCCCGUGGGCAAGGUGUCUGCGUGGUCGUGCAACAUUGGCGACGCUGAGAACGUCAGGGUUACCUUUGCUGAGAUCAACGAGCACCACGGCACCGUGGCCGAUGUUUUGGUCAACACCGCCGGCUACUGCGAGAAUUUCCCUGCGGAGGACUACCCUGCUGCCAACGCCGAGGGCAUCAUGCGUGUCAACGGCUUGGGCGCCUUCUACGUAGCCCAGGCAUUUGCCAGACCUUUGAUUGACAACCAGAAGCGUGGCUCCAUCAUCAUGAUCGGCUCCAUGUCGGGAACCAUUGUUAACGACCCUCAGCCUCAGGCAAUGUACAACAUGGCCAAGGCAGGUGUCAUCCACAUGGUGAGAUCCUUGGCUUGCGAGUGGGCCAAGUACAACAUUCGUGUCAACACCGUGUCUCCAGGCUACAUUCUCACACCUUUGACGAGAAACGUCAUUGCUGGCCAUACCGAGAUGAAGGAGGCCUGGGAGUCCAAGAUCCCAAUGCACAGAAUGGCCGACCCCAAGGAGUUUGUUGGCUCCAUCUUGUACUUGGCCUCCGAGACCGCCUCUUCCUACACCACGGGUCACAACUUGGUUGUUGACGGCGGCUACGAGUGCUGGUAA
This is a messenger RNA of Candidozyma auris, 840 nucleotides long. RefSeq names its product Ardp (gene ARD). The transcript has a single exon. Bases 1 to 840 code for a protein of 279 amino acids. The record is from RefSeq and is a predicted model, not a curated record. Gene Ontology annotation, molecular function: oxidoreductase activity, acting on the CH-OH group of donors, NAD or NADP as acceptor. NCBI's taxonomy places the organism in Eukaryota, Fungi, Ascomycota, Pichiomycetes, Serinales, Metschnikowiaceae.